AUGGUGACUGCUCGUCCGCCACCGCUUGUCCGCCGCCGCCUCCACCGCUCUUCCGCCCGUCGAUCUCCCACUGCGCUGCACACAGAGCCGCCUAAGGCCAUCUCGGCACCAACUCUCAUCACCUCCUCCAUCGUUGCACCGCCUGCCGGAGGCGAUGACCCUGAGCUCGCACCAAACGACCGCCGUGUCCCUCCGCUACCGCCGCUACGCGUCUACACAAUCCCAGCCCGCCGCCGUACACUUCCACCAGUCCUUCCGCCGCCGGCGAUGUCGACGCGCCGCUGCGCCUCACACGCCCCUCUGCCCGCCGCCAACAACAGACAGACGACAACAACAGCCGUUCUCGCCGCGACAACGACCAUAAUCGGUCCGGUUGAUGGGCUUCAGAGGCGCGUAUCUACAUAG
Messenger RNA from Striga asiatica, 405 nucleotides. NCBI's taxonomy places the organism in Eukaryota, Viridiplantae, Streptophyta, Magnoliopsida, Lamiales, Orobanchaceae. The record is from the annotation of a GenBank genome assembly.